Messenger RNA from Tripterygium wilfordii, 1089 nucleotides. Its product is annotated as NEDD8-conjugating enzyme Ubc12-like. The transcript is spliced from 6 exons. NCBI's taxonomy places the organism in Eukaryota, Viridiplantae, Streptophyta, Magnoliopsida, Celastrales, Celastraceae. The record is from RefSeq and is a predicted model, not a curated record. The coding region runs from base 154 to 705 and encodes 183 amino acids.
GAAUCUAAAGAGGGAUGCGAAGGAGCAGAUCACAGCACCCAUUUUAUUUAUUAUAUUAAAAUAAAAUAAAUAAGCUCACGCGCUUCUGAGUUUCUUCUUUCUUCCUUCCUCUCUGUGCAUUGAAAGCCCUCAGCUUCCCUCAAAGCAGGAAAUAUGAUAAACCUAUUUAAAGUGAAGGCGAAGCAGAGGGAAAUUUCAGAAAAUGCUAAUGGGAAGACACCUGUCAAGAAGCAAAGUGCAGGCGAAUUACGUCUUCAUAAAGAUAUCAGUGAACUAAAUCAACCAAAAACUUGUAGUAUAGCAUUUCCCAAUGGGAAGGAUGACUUGAUGAACUUUGAGGUUACCAUCCGGCCUGAUGAAGGAUAUUACUUAGGUGGUACAUUCGUUUUCACCUUCCAAGUUUCUCCAGUCUACCCUCAUGAGCCACCUAAGGUCAAGUGCAAGACGAAGGUGUAUCACCCUAAUAUUGACUUGGAAGGAAAUGUCUGUCUCAACAUUCUUAGAGAAGAUUGGAAACCUGUUCUGAGUAUAAACACAUUAAUAUAUGGGCUAUUUCAUCUUUUCACGCAACCCAACCACGAAGAUCCUCUCAAUCAUGAUGCUGCUGCAGUUUUGAGGGAUAACCCAAAGUUGUUCGAAACCAACAUGAAAAGGGCGAUGGCUGGUGGGUAUGUGGGGCAGACCUCUUUCCCACGCUGCUUGUAGCUGCUGCUGCUCAUGUCGAAGGACACCAAAUUUACUUGCAAAUUCAAGGGCUGCUGUAAGUUUGGGCAAAUGUCUCUUACCACUGGCUUGCCAUGAUUCACCAGAAGAAUGUUUUCAUCCUGGUUACCUCGUUGGUUGCUCAUGAUAUUGGCUGGGGAUAUAAAUAGUUUUGCUUAUUGUGAUGAAUCAAUUGGGAGAUGUUGGAAACUACUGUUGUAUUGACUUAUCGUUAUCUUUACGGGGAUGGAGCCCUUCUUAAUUUCUGCUUUGGGGAAAUCAUGCUUAUGCUGUAAUUCGCUUUAUAAACACUUAAAACUACUUGUUUGCUUCCAACCUACUGUUUGUGGGCUUUAGAUUGAAAGGAAAAGUUGAUGUCAUUUGCUA